Molecule: messenger RNA, 1583 nt
Organism: Vitis riparia (riverbank grape)
Lineage: Eukaryota; Viridiplantae; Streptophyta; Magnoliopsida; Vitales; Vitaceae
Product: cytochrome P450 716B1-like
Exons: 4
Coding region: 38-1480 (480 amino acids)
Biological process (GO): sterol metabolic process
Molecular function (GO): heme binding; iron ion binding; oxidoreductase activity, acting on paired donors, with incorporation or reduction of molecular oxygen
Source: RefSeq, a predicted model, not a curated record
GUGUCUCUCAUGUCCUUCCUCCAUCAACAGUACUGCAAUGUCAAUCUUCAACCUUCUGUUGAUCUUCCUUCUUCCAAUCUUCAUCAUACUUUUUCUUAAAGAAAGAAGGGGGGUAUCUCAAAAGCUUCCUCCUGGUUCUCUAGGCAUCCCCAUCAUAGGCCAAAGCUUCAGCUUCUUACAUGCUCUGAGAAAAAACACAGGUGAAAAAUGGCUUCAAAGUAGAAUUCAGAAGUAUGGGGCAGUGUCCAAGCUCAGCCUCUUUGGGACUCCUACUGUUCUUCUCAGUGGGGCAGCUUCAAACAAGUUCAUAUUCACUAAUGAUGGGGUGAUUCUGGCGAACCAGCAACCUCAGCCUAUUAGAAGGAUAUUGGGGGAUAAGAAUUUGACAGAGUUGAGAGGUGAAGAUCACAGAAGAGUAAGGGGUGCAAUUGGGAUGUUCUUGAAGCCUGAAUCCUUGAAGAAGUAUGUUGGGAAGAUUGAUAGAGUGGUUAGGCAACAUCUUGACAUGAAUUGGAAGGGCCACCAAACAGUCAAGGUUUAUCCGAUGAUGAAGCAGCUCAUGUUUGAUAUCAUAUGCUCUCUUCUAUUUGGUCUAGAACAAGGGAAGGAUAGGGAGAUGCUAAUUCAUGAUUUUCACCUCUUCACACAAGGCCUAUGGUCUGUACCAAUAAAUCUGCCAUUCACUCGGUUCAGUAAUGGCCUAAAAGCAAGCAGAAGGAUCAGAAGAGUGGUUAGUGAGCUCAUACACGAGAAGAGAUCAGCAAUGGAGCUAGGGCAAGCUUCCCCACAGGAUGAUUUCAUCACUUGCAUGCUCAACAUCCAGCACCAAAGCAGUCCAGAUGAGACGAGCACAAUGACCGAAGAAGAGAUUUUGGAUAAUGCUAUUGUUGUCAUGUUUGCUGGACAUGAGACUUCAACAAGCCUUUUAACUUUCCUGCUAUGGUUCCUAGCGAAAGACCCGGUCGCUUAUGAUGCUAUUGUCCAUGAACAUGAAGAAAUAGCAAAGACCAAAGUUUCUGGAGAGCUUCUCAAUUGGGAUGAUCUUGCUAAGAUGAAACACACAUGGAAAGCAGCAAUGGAGACUAUGAGAAUCAUCCCUCCCGUAUUUGGUGGUUUCAGGAAAGUCCUCAAAGAUUUUGAGUAUGGUGGCUACUUGAUUCCUAAAGGGUGGCAAGUGUUCUGGGCUACAAGUCCAACCCAUAUGGAUGAUCAAAUCUUUAUAGAUCAAUGGAAGUUCAACCCGGCUCGAUUCGAUAACCAAACAUCAAUCCCACCUUACAAUUUUGUUCCAUUUGGAGGAGGAAUGAGGAUUUGUCCAGGAAAUGAGUUUGUGAGGAUUGAAUCCUUAAUCUCAAUUCACUAUUUAAUCACCCAAUUUAGAUGGAAACUACCCAACAGUGAGGAUGUUAUCACUAGGGAUCCAAUGCCAAUGCCUCAACAAGGACUAUUAGUCUAUCUUGAGCCAAAGAUUGCACCAUAGAUAGAUGUAAUUUCAAGAUCUAUAUACAUUGUUUUUAGUCAUUGCAAUGUUGUAAUCUUCGCACCAUUUUGUUUUUAAAAAUAAAGUGAAAACAUUUACCUUC